Messenger RNA from Cyprinodon tularosa, 2593 nucleotides. RefSeq names its product transmembrane protein 275. Bases 551 to 1168 code for a protein of 205 amino acids. The transcript has 2 exons. Lineage: Eukaryota; Metazoa; Chordata; Actinopteri; Cyprinodontiformes; Cyprinodontidae. The record is from RefSeq and is a predicted model, not a curated record.
UCGACCUACUGAUGGAUGGAUCGCUGACGUGGUGACCAAAUCGUUGCAUCCAGCGGUUCAUAAAGGAGGGGAAAGGCUCUGCGUCGCACACAUCAGAUAAAAAUGAAGGGACCAUGUAGGUUUGACACCGUCUGACAUGAGGAGGCUUUCUGGUUUUCGCCAUUUACGUCGCAGCAGUGACCUGUCUGCUACCAGCGCAUCUCAUCUGGUCCACAUCUGGAGCCGCGUGUCAGCUCAGGAGAGAUGCCGUCUCACCUAAAUGAUCCUAUUUCUCCUCCCGGUUUCCUGUUCCACUGAUUGAAUUCAUCUGAUGACUUGUGCCACACAGGGGUUGAAAAGGACAAAAACAAAUAAACAAAAAAGGAACAUCGAAAGCAGGAUGCAAAAUCUCCGUUUGGUUUUGAUGCAGCCUUUCAGCGUGUAAAUAAUUACAUGUGACUAUCAGAUGAAGGAUUGCCCUAAAACAUCUGAUGGAUUAACAAUGGGAGCACCUUUACAGAGUUGGCAUAAUGGAUAGACAAUAAACAAAAGAAGCUCAAGAAUUAACAACAUGGUCAUCACUGAUAGGAACAACAGCACCCCUGUGUGUAACAAUGAACCUCAGAAGGAUAGGAGAAAGUCUCGUCCUCAUGGCCUUCCCUCUCCGGCGCUCUGCUGCGCCUGUGGGCUAUGCAUCAUGCUGGCAGGACUCAACAUCACCCUGGUGGGAGCAUUUGCCUUCAGCACACUGGUGCCUUCCUCUAAUCCCCCGAUCAUCAUUGGACCCGUUCUGCUGCUGGUGGCCUUCUCCUUCUUUGGGGCCUGCUGUGUUUGCAGUCGCCUCCCUCCUCCGAGCAGCUCCAGAGGCUCUAAGGUGGGUGGCAGGGGGUCUGGGUUGAUGGGACAUGGUGGGCUGACUGGCAGAGCAGCGUUUGAAAUAGAAACCAGUGAGCACACUCUACAGGACACCACAGCUGUGCAGCUGAGCCCCACAUCUUCUCCUGGAUCAUCCAGAGCCUCCAGCCCUGAAGGAGAGGCCCCUGAUGGGGCCCUGCAAGGACCUUGGAAGCUGUUCACCAUGGAGACCAAUGGCCCUUCUUGUGCUUCUGCCACAGCAACAUACUCUGCCACUGCAGCAGCAGGUGGGGAGGUGAGGCUCAACCUACCGCGAGAGGAAGUGGACACCUAGCAAACGAAAAACUCUACCAAAGCCAGAUCUCCAGUUGUGUAAAUACGCUUCUGAGUUUGGUUGCUGGAGCCGAAUCUGUCCUGGGGGACAUAACUCCUACAUAGUGCCAUAUAAAGUUGUGAAGAGUGUGGUUUUAAUUUCUCCUACUGUGCAGCAGGUUGUUAGCAUGCAAUGUUGAACACACAUCAGCGUAUUUGUAAAUCUAAGCUUUGGAAUUCCAAUUCCUACCUCUCCUGUGGUGUUCCUUUACAAACGUUGUUAAAAAAAUCCAGGGCAUUAUGAACAGUUUUAAUGCAGAAAUGGAAAGGAAGAGAUUUCCUUUUUUCUCUACACCUGUGGUAACUGCUGACCUGAACCGUCAGCGUCGGUUUCAGAGGGCUUGAGAGAAACUUUGACCACAUAUUUAUUCUGAAAAGAUUAGACUUGAAAGGUCAGCAGCUGAUCUUGAAGUGGGGAACAUUUGGCAUUUGCUGAAUUGCUGAGCUUCUUUUAGGGACAUAUGAUUUUAUAGGUCACCGAGGUCCCAAAGCAAUAUUCUCUGAACAGAGAAUAAUUUCUAGGCACAAAACGAGUAUAUUUGCAGUAUAUUAACUCAGUGUUAAAACUCUGCACAUCAUCCGAUCUUUGGAAGCAUCAUUCUUGUAGCUUUUGUCAUCAAAACAGUGAACACUGUGAAUAUUGUGCUUUUCCUUAUGGUCUCAAAACCUUGUGAUAAUGUUAAACUUAUUGUGGGGCUCUAUUUAGAGCUGUGUGAAUGCAUGAAGUCUGCAUAACCUCUGUGUUCUAUUUAAGACAUUGCAAAGCCAAGUUUGUUCAUGUUGAAAAGCUGAGAUAACAUCCCUACCACUGUGAUGUCUUCUUAUCAGCCAUAAGUCUGAGUGAUCAGCGGAGACAUUAAACCCAUGAUCUCCUUCGAAAGGAAAGUUGCCUUAGAUUCAAAUUUCAGGAUCAAUUUAAUGAGGGCUAUAUAAAAAGUGCAAACUGCAGUUUUCUUAGAAAGCCUUUAUGUUGGUCUAGAUUUAAAAGCUGUGUUUGCUGCAUGCAAAUGGCCUAAAUGUCUCCUCUCCCACAUCUAUAUGGAGUAGCAACAGUGAAAUCUCUAAGCCAACAAAAUGACUGCAACAUUGUCCCUCAAAAGGACAUUUUUUGUUUCCCGAUAAAGCUUAGCUUCGAACUAAAUUAAAGCACUGAGCUUAAGUUUUUUUGUGCAUGCUUUGAAAACAAAAGAACUGAAAAUGCAGGUAUUAUUUCUGUGAUCAGUUGGUGUUUUGUCUGUGGUUUUAUUUUUGUGUAGCACAUGAAACCGAUGGAGAAAAAAAACAAACUGUAAAGGUCGGAACUAUUUUUGUGAGGUUUAUAAUUUAAAAUAACCCAUAUGUGAAUCCUAUAAAAGAGGUAAAUAAAAAAAAGCUUUCAGUAAACUUU